Molecule: messenger RNA, 1581 nt
Organism: Aphis gossypii (cotton aphid)
Lineage: Eukaryota; Metazoa; Arthropoda; Insecta; Hemiptera; Aphididae
Exons: 2
Coding region: 309-932 (207 amino acids)
Source: RefSeq, a predicted model, not a curated record
AAAAAAAAAAAAACGCGUUGUAAUAACGAUGAGACGUUGUACCCGUGUUGUAUAUAUUGUAUAUAUUGUAAUAUAUGAUGAUUCGCACGUUUAGGCGCCGUGAUCGACGACGGACACGAUAAUACUCGCCGCCGCCGCAGCCGCGACCGCCGUAACGCGUCAUUUGUGAACCGGACGAGCGCGCGAAACCGAUCGCCGUCGUCGUCGUCGUUUCGCUCGUCGCGUUUUUCCCACGUCCCUCGCGAUAUAUCCCCGUAAAUCGGAAGUAAUAUUACAACAGAUAUACAAACUACCACAUCGUUUCCGACAUGGCUUCGCGAAUACAGCCCAAGCAGGCGAGCGCGGCAACCACGGGAGUCGCCUGUCUGGUCGGCGCGGUCGCCUGGAUCCUGAUCAGCUCCAUUUACGUGGGCAACACCGAGGGCUGGCCGCAGUUCGUGCUCAGCGCGUUCGCCGCGGCCACCGUGUGCGCGGUGGCCGCGUCUUCGUUGGCGUACGCGGCCUACCAGCAGUACGUGGUCAAGAACAACCUGUUCGCCGACCACUGCGCCGACGAGUUCGACUACCGGUCGACGGGCCAAUGGGCCGUGGUGACUGGCGCCACUGAUGGAAUUGGCAAAGAGUACGCACGUCAGGUGAGUGACAGCAGUCAUAGUAGCGACAUCAAGAGCAGCAGCAACACCACAAAUGUCGUUCGCGGUGACAUCCCAGUCGUCGAUGACGAUUUGAUCGCGACGACUCAGCGCAUAAUCCGCUGGUCGACUAACCAACGAAUCAUAAUCUCACAAAAAAUGCCAUUUGCAAUUGUAUAUAGUUUAGUUACAAUAGUGACAGUAGUUAUUAACUAUAUUUUGUUCUGUCGUAUAACAACGACACGACAUACUUGUGUGUGCAGUUUUGUAGUGGCGUGUUCUUUACCUCCAAGUACUUAAUUAUAUUUUAUUUCAAAUUGUAUUAACCAAAAAAAGAGUAAAAAAAAAAAACCAAAAAUAAAUAAGUAUCUAUGCAAACUUCGUUUUAUCUCGUGCACUAAACAGUAUCACCCUCUUGAAAUAAUUUUGUCUCGCUUACGUUUUUUUGUUUUUUCGAUCCUGAAGUUAGAUACCUAAUUCAAACUGUUUUCAAUAUUUUCCAUAAUUAUAGGUAGGUUAGUAGUACAUUUUUUCUUAACCCGAAUAAAAUUGUUUUAAGUUUAAUGUUUCAUUAUUAGUGAUGAACUCUUGUCCUCUUUGAUUUCUAUUAAAUUUCAUUAAUCACUUUAGUCUAUCGCGGUUUAACUAAUAAUAUAAUUUUUGUCUUUUGAUAGUGUCCUAUAAUAAUUCCUACAACUUCUAAAGCACCUACACCUCAAAAUUUAACAUAUUAUCGAUAUAGGUCUUGCACUAACUCCUUUGAUUUCAACUGUCACUUAUAAAUAAUUAUUAUUAGAAUUAGAAUUUCACAUAACAUGAUAUUUUACUUCUUUGCACUCUGUGAAUACGCAUUUAUGUAUCUAUUAACGCACUUAUUUCUGCAAUAAAGUUCUUAUUUUUCUGAAUUUAGAACUUUCUCUAUUUUAUUUUUCUUCCUUUUAAUUUUCUU